UUUUUGACCCACACCAAAACUCCACCUACAACAUCCAUUCUCACAAACACCCAAAACAACAUUGUCUCUUAUAUAAUAAUUUCGUCCCGAUCCGAUCUGAAAAGGUUGUUUUCAUUAAUUAGUAGAAAAAAUUUAAGGUUUUCCAUCCAUACUAAGAUCGAAAUGGAUAGAGUGAGCAGAAUGGCGGCGGAAAGGCCGGUGGUGAUGUUUAGCAAGAGUUCUUGCUGCAUGAGCCACUCCAUUAGGUCACUGUUUAACGACAUGGGGGUUAACCCCGCCGUGUACGAGCUGGACGUUAUCCCUCGUGGCCGGGAAAUCGAGCAGGCGCUUUCCAGGCUGGGGUGCAAUCCCACCGUGCCGGCGGUGUUCAUCGGCGGCGAACUGGUCGGCGGGGAGAACGAGAUCAUGAGCCUUCAUCUCCAGCAGGCGUUGAAGCCCAAGCUUAAGAGGGCGGGAGCCUUAUGGGUUUAAAUAAUUAACGUAAUUAAUUAACCUAGUUAAUUAUAGUUUGACGCCAAUAAUAAGGAUCGAUAUGAUGAUGCAAUAAUAAGGUUGCAUUAGAUAAUGGAUGGAUGGAUGAGGAGAGCUAGCUAGCUAGCUUUGAGAUGAUCCGACGGUUGCUAACGUACGCUUCUUCGAUUUUCCUAGCGGCUAAGUUGAUACGUAUGGAGUGAUGAUGUAAUAAAUAAUAUAAUGCAUGGCAUGUCUAGUAUUGUACUAUACGUAGACUACUUCAUAUAUUCUGCAGCUUCAAUUCUUUUUGUAUUGCAAGCUGUUGAAUCUAUCUUAUCCAUUUUGCUACCAAUAUAUAAUAAUAAACUUCACUUUAUUAUGAUGAUA
Messenger RNA from Ipomoea triloba (trilobed morning glory), 840 nucleotides. Its product is annotated as monothiol glutaredoxin-S2. Lineage: Eukaryota; Viridiplantae; Streptophyta; Magnoliopsida; Solanales; Convolvulaceae. The record is from RefSeq and is a predicted model, not a curated record. The transcript has a single exon. The coding region runs from base 163 to 471 and encodes 102 amino acids.